CGCGCGCCGGGAACCUCGCGGGGCGGGCGGGCGCGGCACCCCCUGCCUGGCCGCCUGCGCCCCGGGGAGGCCGUCCGCGCGCGACGGGACCAGCAGCAUGAGCAGCGGCUACAGCAGCCUGGAGGAGGACUCCGAGGACUUCUUCUUCACCGCCAGGACCUCCUUCUUCAGGAGAGCGCCGCAGGGCAAGCCCCGCGCCGGCCAGCAAGAUGUGGAGAAAGAGAAGGAAACCCACAAUUACCUCAGCAAAGAGGAAAUCAAAGAGAAAGUUCAUAAAUACAAUUUAGCAGUCACCGACAAGUUAAAGAUGACCUUGAAUUCAAAUGGGAUUUACACUGGCUUCAUCAAAGUACAGAUGGAACUCUGCAAACCUCCACAGACUUCUACCAGCCCUGGAAAACUCGCUCCUGGUAGCAAUGGCUGUGUGAACACGCUUCAUAUCAGCAGCACAAACACUGUCGGGGAAGUGAUUGAGGCCCUGCUCAAAAAGUUUCUUGUGACUGAGAGCCCUGCCAAGUUUGCACUUUAUAAACGUUGCCACCGGGAAGACCAAGUCUAUGCCUGCAAGCUCUCAGACCGGGAACAUCCACUCUACCUGCGGUUGGUAGCAGGGCCCAGAACAGACACACUUAGUUUUGUUCUUCGUGAACAUGAAAUUGGAGAGUGGGAAGCCUUCAGCCUUCCAGAACUACAGAACUUCUUGCGCAUCUUGGACAAGGAAGAAGACGAGCAGUUGCAGAACCUGAAGAAGCGCUACACAGCCUACAGACACAAGCUGGAAGAAGCCCUCAGCGAGGCGUGGAAGCCCGAUUAAAGCGCAGGGCUCCCUGCCAGGAAGGUGCAGUGCGGGACCCAUGGCCGAAACAGCGGCGAGUGCCUCUUCUCGGAGGCCACUUUCUUGCCCCAUGAUGAUAGGGUCAUCCCCCUUUUAUCUCUAAAUUUAGUUCCCAAAACCUGGUCCUGCAGCAUCUUGCACCUUACACAUCCCGCCUAAGGGCCUUUGCAAGCUUGCUCUGUUACAGCACUGCCUGUUACCUCUCGGCAAGCUGUGAACCUGUAGUCUCAUCAAGAGUGUUCUAGAAUGCUUGGAAGCAUAAACUCUGGGGGGUUGUUUUUUUUUUCUUAUUUUCUUUUAGCUAUUUUAAUUAUGUGAUAAUGAUGUUAAGCUUAAGGGUGCGCAAAUGAUAUUUUAAAAGCUUAACAAGGAAUCUCUGAAUACUUGUCCUAUGUUGAAACUACCUGUUUUUUGUGUUUUUUUUUGGUCAGAAGAUUCUGUCCAUGUGAAUUGAAAGGCACAGAAAUCUAGGAACUGUGAGGAAUUUGUGAAGGAUUUUGUAGGGGUUUGACAAAGAAAGUGAAGAGCACGUUGGAAGAAGGCGCGUGCAGAGGUGGCGAGCUCCUGAGGCUGGGGAAGAUAGAGGAGAAGGGCGUGUUUGCUUGUGAAUGAGUUUAAAGCUUGCAGUGUUGAAAUGUUAAACCCAUUUUAGGAUUGCUUGACUUCCUGGUGGGUAAAAUGUGGGAACAGAGCCAAAGAGGUGGAGCCGAACCAAAAGGAGGGGACCCAUGAAGUCCGCACCUGACCGGAGAAUCAGGCAGGGGGAUCUUACAAACCGAGACGGAGGUGGGCCUCACGCAGCUGGAUCUGACCUCCUGUUUUCCUCUUGCAGUGGAAGCUACCGAGUGGUGUAGCUUCUCAGUAUAGGCAGGGGAAUGGCCAUUUGCUGACUCCUGUUAAGUUAUAUAUGUAGUUUUUCCCCCAGAGGUUGUUUUCAAAGUUGAAAAGGAUUUUGGGCAGGGGCUUUUCCUUUGACUGUCAGCUAGGAGGUUUAUCAAGUAAAGGGCUCACGGCACACUUUUGUGACAGUCACUCCCUGUUAUUCCUCCCUUUCUUUCCCUUGUCUUCUUUUGCGCUCCCUACUCCCUUCCUUCCCUCUCCUCACUUCUUUUCUUUCUCCUUUUCUUUUAUAAGGUGAAGUCUGUUCUUACACAGUGUAGAACACGGAUAGUGAUUAAAGACCCCAUGCUACCAGAUCCUCAGUUCUAAAGGAUGACUAGGCUGUGAGUACAAGGCCCCACGAAAGAAAGUCCACACAUCCAGCUGACCACACAACAGGGUUUCAUUAUGAAAAUAUUAUUACAAAAGUGCAUGUUUAACCAAAGAAAUGAGUGUGCAAUAAGAAGCCUUCCAUGAAACUGGCGAACUAACCUCAUUUUUUGCAGCAACUUAUCUGAGAAUAGAGGGAAAGGUGUGCUUUGGUUCCAGAUGGGCCUUACAGUCUAUUUUUAGUCUAGAUAUUUUUUGUUUAUAAAUUCCCACGGAAUUGUUAACACUUUGGUGACACCUAAUGGAUUCUUUUUGAAAUUCCAAGGUGCUUCAGUUCUUUGCCUCUUAAGGGAUCUGUGCCUUUUAUUGUAUUUCUGUUCCUCUCUUGGUGGCUCUUCUGACUUUUCGGAGAAUACCCAUCUUGUUGGAGGCAGAUUUAAGUGUUGCUUAUGCUGUGCCACGUAAGUUACUGAGACAAUCAUAUCUUCCUAAGCUUUUAAGGAAAGAAAAAAAAAAGUAGAACUAGCUAUAAAAUAUGUAUGGCACAUCUUGUUUAAUUUUGCAUGUAACUUCUUUUUAGUGCAUUGGUAAGGUUUUAGUGACAUUGUCAUCCAACACUUUACCUUUAUUGUUCAGGGAAUGCCUUCACGAUUUUUAUACUGGUUUUACUAUUCAGACUGUGGCUUGGGUUUGAAUGGACUGCUAUCAACCACCUGGUCUUGUAAUUACUCAUGCCAGUAAAUUUAUAUUUUGUGAAACAUUUGUUUCUCAGAUUAAGACACUGUUAGAACCUAAAGUAGUAGCUGAUGGGUAUCUGUGAAUUUUUUUUUCUUUUUUUACUUGAAGUAGACUGUCUAAAAUAGCCAUCCUCAUCUAUUUUUGUCCAGAACUUUGCUGUCAUGUGCACUACAAACUGCGAUUUGGAAAACUUACUGUAUUGAAAUUCUGUCAGUUCAUGGUUCUUGAAGACUGAUGUUCUCUCCCAAACACUGGUUACUGCAGUAGCAUUUUUAGUGUGUAAGAGAAGAAAAAAGGCCACUAAGGCCAAAGAUUUUUAAAAAUCAUUGUACCAAUCCUUAUGUUAAAUGAAACUGUCUAAGCUUUGCUGUAAUACUGUUUUCUCUUCAGUAUGUGAUGGUACAGGAAAGAUGUUAAAUGAAGGGGUAGUAUUGCAGGGGAGCAUUUUAAAUUUCAUAAGUAAAAAGUUAUAAUAUUUAUAAUUAUGAUGUGUUUGUUUAUUUUUGUAGGGGAGAUUUUUUUCUCCCCUAAAAUUGCUUCUGGAAU
Messenger RNA from Cynocephalus volans (Philippine flying lemur), 3328 nucleotides. It is a transcript of the gene RASSF3, whose product is annotated as Ras association domain family member 3. Gene Ontology annotation, biological process: signal transduction. Gene Ontology annotation, cellular component: cytoplasm. The record is from RefSeq and is a predicted model, not a curated record. The coding region runs from base 98 to 814 and encodes 238 amino acids. The transcript has 5 exons. NCBI's taxonomy places the organism in Eukaryota, Metazoa, Chordata, Mammalia, Dermoptera, Cynocephalidae.